AUGUCGACCGAAUCCCAACCGGCGAAUCCGCAGAUGGAAUUGGACCCGAAAUAUGACGACUAUGACUUCCCCACGACUGCCCCCGAGAACGAGUCGGGUCAUCCUGGCCAUACCACCAAGGAACAGGAUGCACAAGUGCACCAGCUAAGGGCUAUGCUGGAACAAGAAGGAUACACGGAGCGGCUGGAUACUUUGACUCUGUUGCGCUUUCUUAGAGCCCGCAAGUUCAAUGUCGAGAACAGCAAGGCAAUGUUCAUCAAGAAUGAACAAUGGAGAAAGGAGUUUGGUACUGACGACCUGGUUCGCACAUUUGACUACACAGAAAGAGCUCAGAUGUUCCAGUACUAUCCACAGUACUACCAUAAGACGGACAAGGAUGGGCGCCCUGUGUAUAUCGAACAAUACGGCAAAAUCGAUCUGAAUGCCAUGUAUAAGAUCUCUACUGCUGAACGAAUGGUGCAAAAUCUGGUGGUAGAGUAUGAAAAGGUGGCCGAUCCACGACUGCCCGCUUGUUCGCGCAAGGCAGGCAAACUCCUCGAGACUUGUUGCACAAUCAUGGAUAUGAAAGGGGUUGGCGUCGGACGAAUCCCAUCCGUCUACGGCUACCUCAAGUCCGUCAGCGCCAUUUCCCAAGACUACUACCCAGAGCGACUGGGCAAGCUAUACAUCAUCAAUGCACCUUGGGGCUUUGCCAGCGUCUUCAGCUUCGUCAAAUCGUUCCUUGACCCAAUCACGGUCGCCAAGAUCCACGUUCUUGGCUCGAACUACCAAAAAGAAUUGCUGCAACAGGUCCCCGCAGAAAACCUCCCCAAAGAAUUUGGCGGCGAGUGCGAGUGCGAAGGUGGCUGUCAGUUCAGUGAUGAGGGUCCCUGGAAAGACCCCAAAUAUGCAAAGCCGCCUAAAUGGGCCAGAGCGGAUCCAGUUACCGGCAAAGACGCUGCAAACACCGUGCAACCUGCGCCGACUGAUGGUGCUCAAGAUCCAACCACGGCACAAGCGCCUGCCCCCGCCACAGCCCCUGCGCAGGCUGAGAGUGCGCCAGGCGAAGGACCGAAGAUGCCCCUGGAAGAGACUGCAGGAUCGUAG
This is a messenger RNA of Fonsecaea monophora, 1086 nucleotides long. RefSeq lists its product as hypothetical. Lineage: Eukaryota; Fungi; Ascomycota; Eurotiomycetes; Chaetothyriales; Herpotrichiellaceae. The record is from RefSeq and is a predicted model, not a curated record. The coding region runs from base 1 to 1086 and encodes 361 amino acids. The transcript has 3 exons.